Molecule: messenger RNA, 1823 nt
Organism: Wyeomyia smithii (pitcher-plant mosquito)
Lineage: Eukaryota; Metazoa; Arthropoda; Insecta; Diptera; Culicidae
Exons: 3
Coding region: 165-953 (262 amino acids)
Biological process (GO): oogenesis; negative regulation of translation
Cellular component (GO): perinuclear region of cytoplasm
Molecular function (GO): zinc ion binding; mRNA binding
Source: RefSeq, a predicted model, not a curated record
GCUCGCCAACAGCAAAAUCCUGUCGAAUCCUGAUUUGGAUUCCAACAUUUUGGUGAUGUGUAGUGAAACCAGCGAAACAAUAGAGCUAACGUGCCUGGUGUUGUUUGUAACUGCAACAAAAAGCUGAAAAAUACCGUAUAAGGGUCUCCACACCAUUUCAAAACAUGCUCCCAAUGAACAACGCACAGGAAGUCCAAAAUAAAAGGAUUGCGAGCUAUGGCAACAUGUUCUCGUACUACAGCGAAAUGCAGUCCGUUAGAUAUAAUAUUACCGGUAACGAACCUUUGUCGCUGACGCCCGCAAAUCUUGAAACCUCGUUCAACUUGUGGCCUUCGUUUACAAAUUCGAAUGAAAGCUCACCUGCUGCUUCACAGUCUUUCAUUAUCGAUGUUGCCGGGAUGCAAGAAGAAUUGAUAAAAACUUGUAGAACACAGGACACGGAACAAAUUCGUCAAGAUUUCAUUCGUAACGGUAUCGAUAGUGCUGUAAAUGGUAAGUCAACCAUGAAAGCUCGUCCUGUGUCAGGUAUCGGGACCUAUAGUUCCGUCUGGCCGAAGAACCCUUUGUCCAAUUUGGACAAUCAAAUCCUACCGGGUUGUUUUACGUUAUCAGAAUCGACCGAAACACUUCCUUUAGUGGAUAAUACACACACACGAUUUGAUCGGUUCAAGCGUAAUCACAAGGAGAAUGAAGAUUAUUGCGUAUUCUGUUUUAAUAACGGAGAAAGUCAGGAUACCUACAUGGGCCAUGCAUGUAGAAACGAGAAGGGUCACGUGAUGUGUCCUAGGCUGCAGCGUUACAUUUGUCCGUACUGUCGGGCAACAGGUGUUUUCGCUCACACAAAGAAGUACUGCCCACAAAAACCUAUCAUCACGCCGGCAGAUUUAGAGAAGAUGGUCUCCGGUAAAAGUUCGGCGGCUGGAAAUCGAGGCAGAAAGGCUCUUCGAUUUUAAUGGAUUUGUUCUCCGUUAUUGUUAUUUUAUUUUUAUUCGUUUUGUUCAUGACAAUCAUGAUGUUUUUUUAUGAAAAGACUCGACUAAGAAAAUCGGAUUAAAUGCAUAAAAUGAGAUCUGAUGGUUCACUGUUUGACGCUUGAAUUUUAUGCAAGCUAUCGAUAGAUUGUUCUAAUUAAGUGCAAUGUGAGUGAAAAAAAAGCGUUCGAAUUAUCAUGCUUUUGAAUGUUCUACCUAAAAUAAUUCUGUUUACCAAUGUGAAAUAAUCAUUGAUUCGAUACAUAUAAGCAAAAUAAAUGAUGAAACUUUUGUUGUUAACAAAACACGCUAUUAAAUGAAUAUUUUAUCAGUCAAAGGUAAACGAUAUCUUUAUCUACAGAAUCAAUGUCCGAAUGAUUACUAAAAUGUGCGAUAGAUGGAAAACAUACUGCCUAGAUGCUAACAAAAAUCAGUGCUAGUUGAAUCGGUUCUGGAUAUUAACAGUUUCUUUGUAUAUUCUAUUUUAUUAUUUACGCGAAAUGUCAUGCAAUGCACAUCGUUAUAGCUUGGGGAUGAAUGAAUGUGAGAAGGUAAGACAAAAUGAACCCAAAAUCUGCUACGCCAAUCUGAAUGGAAAAGUGAGAGUGAUCGGCAGUCAGUGCUAAAAACCUUAACCAGCAACAAAAUUUACUCCGGUGAUACACUUUGAAUAUUGCUAAAACGCUAGAAAAUUGCUUAUCAAAUUCGCCGAGUUACCUGCAGAACACAUCAUCGAAUGCUGGCGUUGUCAUAGGUGUUAAACACAGCAACAACGCGACGAAUGGAAAAUCUGAAACAACAGUGGCAACGUAGGAGUAGUGAAAAAAUGCAGUUUAGCUGAAUUUCUUCUCG